This is a messenger RNA of Punica granatum (pomegranate), 2331 nucleotides long. The record is from RefSeq and is a predicted model, not a curated record. NCBI's taxonomy places the organism in Eukaryota, Viridiplantae, Streptophyta, Magnoliopsida, Myrtales, Lythraceae.
GGGGUGGAGCGGAAUUGAAAAUGGGGAGAAGUUCUAGGGUUCCUAAUUGUAAACGUAAUUUCUUUGUCUGAAAAUCAGCGAACACGACAAGACACGUACAUACAUUUUCUCUCUCUGUCUGUUUCUCGUCCUCUGUCUCUCAGAAGUUCCAUAGGCGAGUGGAAUUCUGCUCCGCAGCUGCUUCCUUCCGCCGGAGUCCAAGACCCCGCUUUGAUCUUUGAUCCCCGAAGUAAUUUCAGCUUCGAUCGUCUUGGGAGCUCGAAUUCGCUUCCUUCCUGAGGUCGCUCAGUUUGUUAGAAGUCUUUGGUUGAUGAGGAAAUGGCGGGAUUUGCAGGUUCGAGGGUAGCAACUUAUAUGGCUACCUUGAUUUGUUGCCCGACCUAAUACCCUACAGCUUGCUGACUCCAUUAUGCUGGGUAUCUUUGAAGACAUAGCUAAUGAAGUUCUUAAAUUAUCAAGAUCUCGUAAUUCUUCAGACGUACCACCCACCAACAUGGGCAACAAUUGUGGCUGGUGCAUUUGUUCUUAUUUCUCUUACUCUCUCCACGUACCUCAUGUUCGAGCACCUCUCUGCAUACAAGAACCCUGAGGAGCAAAAGUUUUUAAUUGGAGUCAUCCUUAUGGUUCCAUGUUACGCUGUAGAGUCGUUUGUUUCACUGCUCUACCCAUCAAUCAGUGUUGAUAUUGAAAUAUUACGAGACUGUUAUGAAUCCUUUGCCAUGUACUGCUUCGGGAGAUAUCUUGUCGCAUGCUUGGGCGGGGAAGAAAGGACUAUUGAAUUCAUGGAAAGACAAGGGCGUUUGGCUGGUAAAACUCCUUUACUAGACCAUGGUUCUGACCGUGGCUAUGUCAAGCAUCCAUUUCCAAUGAAUUACAUCUUGAACCCAUGGAAGCUUGGCCUCUGGUUCUACCGAGUUAUCAAGUUUGGCAUUGUUCAAUAUAUGCUAAUAAAGGCUCUGAGUGCUGUCUUAGCAGUAAUUCUUGAAGCCCUUGGCGUAUACUGUGAGGGUGAAUUCGACUUGACUUGUGGGUAUAUUUAUAUGGCAGUUGUCCUGAACUUCAGUCAAUCUUGGGCUUUGUACUGUCUAGUGCAGUUUUACACUGCCACGAAGGAUGAAUUGGAACACAUAAAACCAUUAGCCAAGUUUCUGAUGUUUAAAUCUAUCGUCUUUCUUACUUGGUGGCAAGGAGUUGCAAUUGCUCUUUUCUAUGCCCUUGGUUUGUUUAAGAGUCCUAUUGCUCAGGGCCUGCAGUUCAAGUCAAGUGUACAGGACUUCGUCAUUUGUAUAGAGAUGGGCAUUGCUUCUAUUAUACACCUCUACGUGUUUCCUGCAAAACCUUACGAGCUGAUGGGUGAUCGCUUUCCUGGAAGUGUUUCAGUCCUUGGAGACUAUGCCUCUGUUGACUGUCCUUUGGAUCCUGACGAGGUGAGGGACAGCGAGCGGCCUACAAAAUUGCGACUACCCCAGCCAGAUGUUGACGUGAAGAAUGCAAUGACCAUCAGAGAAAGUGUUCGGGAUGUAUUUGUUGGUGGUGGUGGAUAUAUUGUAAAAGAUGUGAAAUUUACAGUGACCCAAGCAGUGGAGCCUGUGGAGAAAGGCAUCACGAAGUUCAAUGAGAAACUUCACAAAAUCUCCCAGAACAUAAAGCGGCACGACAAGGACAGGAGGAGGACGAAGGAUGACAGCUAUAUCGCGUCGUCUUCCACCCAGAGAGUGAUCCGUGGGAUUGAUGAUCCUUUGUUGAACGGAAGCUUCAGCGAUAGCGGGGUUUCAAGAACGAAAAAGCACCGUCGCCACAAAUCAGGAUACACCAGUGCAGAAAGUGGCGGAGAAAGCAGCAGUGACCAAAGCUAUGGCGGAUACCAUAUCCGAGGUAGGAGGUGGAUUACUAAAGAAUAGCUGUGAAAAGGAAAACCUUGAAAGUCUCUCUGCCAGGUCAGGUCAUGAACACAGAUCGAAUCAGGAGAGGAAGUUUGAAAGGCCUGCCAUUAAAUUUGAAGGAGCGUGAUUUUUCUGCGUGACUUCAGAUGUUUUUGUUUAUAUUCUACACAAGGAAGGUUGAAUGCCCGGCUACUUGAAGAUUGCAGGUACAUGAAAGAGCCAAUUUUUGUUCGUGGAAGGGAAUCGCAUUGCGUCUCGUGGAGUUAGAUCAUGUAGAAAUCAUGUAGAGCUUACUGAUGCUUCAAUGUGAUUGUAAUUGUAUCCACUGAGUUUAUAUGGGAACACUGUCUAUUUUCCAUGUUUACCUUGUAAUGAAAUAUGACUGACAUACUGGGCUGUCAAACCGUGUAAUGUGAUGUUUCUUGAAUGAAAAUUUUUUUUGAGACGU